Molecule: messenger RNA, 2421 nt
Organism: Platichthys flesus (European flounder)
Lineage: Eukaryota; Metazoa; Chordata; Actinopteri; Pleuronectiformes; Pleuronectidae
Product: RNA-binding protein 38-like
Exons: 4
Coding region: 251-985 (244 amino acids)
Cellular component (GO): cytosol
Molecular function (GO): RNA binding
Source: RefSeq, a predicted model, not a curated record
UCUGACUUUGUCAGAGGAGCUGCUUGUCAGUGCGCGCCCCGGCGGAGUGAUCGCUCUAUAUGUCAUCAGGUAGUUUCUAACUUCCUGCGAAGGUCACAGAGGAACAGUGCGUGUGUCUGUGUGUGUGUGUUUGUUCGCACUGAUGCUGGGACGCUGCUGUUGAUUAAAGCUGUGACUGUCGCUCAGUGGGUGAGUGUGUGUGUGAGUGAGCGAGUGCGCCUCCCGGUCCGUCUCUCUCCGGCUCGACCCAAUGCUUCUGCAUCAGUUGAUGAACGGAGCCCUGGAAGUCAUGCAUCCCACCGCGCUGCAGAAAGACACCACCUUCACCAAGAUCUUCGUCGGCGGGCUGCCGUACCACACCAACGAUUCCUCCCUCAGGAAAUACUUCGAGACCUUCGGGGACAUCGACGAGGCGGUGGUGAUAACGGACAGGCAGACCGGCAAAUCCAGAGGAUACGGCUUUGUGACGAUGACGGACAGGGGAGCGGCCGAGAGAGCCUGUAAGGAUCCCAACCCCAUCAUCGAUGGCAGGAAGGCCAACGUCAACCUGGCCUACCUGGGCGCCAAGCCGCGCAGCAUACAGACGGGCAUAUCCAUCGGAGUGCAGCCCAUUCACCCAGCACUCAUCCAGAGGCAGUAUGGGUUGGCCCAGCAAUAUGUCUACCCACAAGCCUUUAUGCAGCCAAGCCUGAUGCUGCCCAGUCAGGUUUCCAGCGCCGUCAGCAGCAGCCCCUACCUGGACUACAGCUCAGCCUACGCCCAGUACGCCCAGGCCGCCUUUGAGCAGCAGUACCCGUACGCCGCCUCCCCAGCAGGAUUCAUGGGCUACAGCUACACCACCAGCCCCACGGCCUCCGCCGGCCCUGCCACCGCUGCCACAGCCCCGGCCAACCUACACCCGACCCUCCCCUCCGCUGCUGGCCAAGCCCCGGCCUUCCUGCACUACGCCCCGCAGCACCACAUCCAGCCGGAUCGUAUGCAGUGAACUGAAGAGGAAGCUGAGAGGAGAGGGGGUGGUACAGGCGGAGGAGGAGGAGGAGGAGGAGGAGGAGGGAGAGGAGGAAGAGGAGGAGGAAGAGGGAGUUAUGGUCGCUGACGUUUAAACGGACAAUAGUGAAACACCCUACAGGGUGACCUGGCUGUUGUCAGCAGGGGCUUUCAGGAAAAGGGGUAGGACUAUUGCACUAUACGAUCAGGAUGAGCCAUUUGCUCAUUUGUUUAAAGGGUAAGAGGGCGGCUGGGGAUCUGAGGACUGUCGAGGUUCAGGUUGGGAUGCUAAACAGCAUUAAGUAUAUGGUGGCUUCCAAGGGCUUCCAGAAGCUGACACUUCAUUUUUAAUUAUUAUUAUUUUUAUGUUCCUUCAUUAUUGUAUUAUUGUCAUUGUCAUCUUUUUUUGUGUCUAUGCGAUUAUUAUAAAUGUUAUCACAGGUUGUGGCUCAAUCAGUUCUGUGUCAGAUUCAUGGUACUAUUGGCGAGCUGUCUGGUAAAGGAAGUACCGCUUUCCUCCUGGCUGCGUAGUAUCUCGUCUGGAUCUGGAGGUGAGAAGCCUCUCAGCAUCUCUUAAUCAUCCUAUUCUAGUGCAACAUCCACAUUGAGGUGGAGCACUGCCCCACGAACAAGCCUCCAGCGUUCUGCGCCACUCAGGAGGAUGGCGAGAGAUUUCACUUCAAGGAAUAAAUUGCAAGGUUUGGAAUAAGACUGUCGAAGCAACAUUGUUUUGAGAGUUUAAUGUCAGGACUCCCUUUUUCCUAUUAUUAGUUUUAAUUAAAGAGGCCUUAAUAAAAAGAGAACCUUUUUGAAUCUCUCGAUUCCUCAAGCGCUAGCCCCAUCACAGAACCAAGUGUGGAAAGCCCCUUGUAACUGCUAACUGUCCUCAGCAGUCAGUUGCAUUAAUCUUGCCAAUACUUGGGUCUGGAUCAUUGUAGAUGGAUGUAGAUAAUCACAUGCAGUAUGUGGGAGCGCUGUGUAUCGAUGUUGAAAGGUAGCUGACACUGAGCUCAAACACCAGUGUAUUUUUUUCUUUUCUUUUCUCACUGAGAUUGAACUGUUGUUCUCAAAAGGACAUUCAUGUAUAGCAUUUUAAAAUGUUCUCAGUCAUCCAGUACAUUAACAAUAUUUAUAUGUAGGUAUUUAUAAGAGAUACUAAGUUAAAAUAGCUUUUUUUGUUGAUUUGUUACAAUGACUGUAGUUGUGGCACUGAUGCCAUUUAACCUGCAGAUCCACAGGUGUUGUAUUCAUUUUGUUCCCGCCUGUCACCAUGUUGGUGGAUUUGCUGGGGUGCACAGAACUACAGUAGAUGCUCGUUUGUAGAUCCUCGACUGGUUGCAUCAGAAAUUCUCUAGACUUUUUCAAUAAAAAUGUCUUUUACAGUCCCUUCCAAGAAGCCAUACCAAAAAAAUAAAUAAAGAAUUUGUACUUAAA